Wallemia ichthyophaga EXF-994 is the source of this 642-nucleotide messenger RNA. Its product is annotated as Glutamine amidotransferase subunit PdxT. Gene Ontology annotation, cellular component: glutaminase complex; cytosol. The transcript has a single exon. The record is from RefSeq and is a predicted model, not a curated record. Gene Ontology annotation, biological process: pyridoxal 5'-phosphate biosynthetic process; pyridoxine metabolic process. The coding region runs from base 1 to 642 and encodes 213 amino acids. NCBI's taxonomy places the organism in Eukaryota, Fungi, Basidiomycota, Wallemiomycetes, Wallemiales, Wallemiaceae. Gene Ontology annotation, molecular function: glutaminase activity.
AUGUCAAUAAGGAGCACAAUUGGAGUACUGGCACUUCAAGGUGCAUUUGAAGAACACUGUAACAUACUCAAGUCUAUUUCAAAUUAUAAUAUUAUUCAAGUUAGAUCCAUUGAAGAGCUACGCAGCUGUUGCGGUUUGAUUAUCCCAGGUGGUGAAUCAACUACAAUGUCCUUGGUGGCGAGUAGAUCCGGUUUAUUAGGCGCUUUAAGGGAAUUCUGCAGUAACCCAAACACAGCUGUCUGGGGUACUUGCGCUGGUAUGAUUCUACUCGCUAAGGAAGCCAGUCAAACAAAGAAAGGCGGUCAGGAGUUAUUCGGUGGAAUGGAUAUGAUAGUAAAUAGAAAUCAAUAUGGUUGUCAAUUGGAGUCAUUCCAGGAAGACAUCCCUUUCAAUUGCAUCAAUGGUGGCCCUGUAAAUGGUAUUUUCAUCAGAGCACCCAUUCUACACUCAUAUUCAGAUAAUAAAAAUAUUAUAGAGCUAGCCUCGCUCCCUUCAAACCCAGUAGACCAUUCUGUUGCUCCACAAGGUCACGUUGUUGCUCUGCGCCAAGCCAAUAAGAUGUGCACAACUUUCCACCCAGAACUAACUCGCGAUUAUAGAUUACAUGUAUAUUUUGUAGAGGAAAUUGUGAAUAAGAUAUAG